This is a messenger RNA of Musca vetustissima, 1853 nucleotides long. RefSeq names its product ATPase family AAA domain-containing protein 3A homolog (gene bor). The transcript has 6 exons. The coding region runs from base 14 to 1786 and encodes 590 amino acids. Gene Ontology annotation, biological process: mitochondrion organization. NCBI's taxonomy places the organism in Eukaryota, Metazoa, Arthropoda, Insecta, Diptera, Muscidae. Gene Ontology annotation, molecular function: ATP hydrolysis activity; zinc ion binding; ATP binding. Gene Ontology annotation, cellular component: mitochondrion. The record is from RefSeq and is a predicted model, not a curated record.
ACAAAAAUACGUAAUGUCUUGGUUAUUGGGAAGAAACAGGCCCCAACAGCCCCAAGAUUUGCCACCCAGUGAUGGGGGAAAUCCUGAUGGUGAAACUGCCGGCGAACGGUCUGGGGAUGCACAAUUGACAAAGGCUGAGCGUAAGGCAAUGGAAGCUUAUCGUUUCGAUUCGUCAGCCUUGGAGAGGGCUGCUGAGGCGGCACGAACUUUGGAAAGGUCAAAACAUGCCCGCGAAGCUUUGGAAUUAUCCAAACUGCAGGAACUUACCCGUCAACAGGAAUAUCAACAAAAGGUUAAGGAGUAUGAGGCCCAUAUUGAACAGGCUAAGGUUGAGCAGAGGCGUAUCGAUCAUGAGGAAAGAAGGAAAACUUUGAUUGAAGAGACCAAGCAACAACAACAACGUGCCCAAUACCAAGAUCAAUUGGCCCGUAAACGUUAUGAAGAUCAAUUGGCCCAACAACAACGUGUCCAGGAGGAGAACUUGAGAAAGCAAGAAGAAAGCGUUGCCCGCCAGGAAGCUAUGCGUCGCCAGACCAUCGAACAUGAAAUUGAAAUGAAGGAAAAGAACCGCCUGAAACUUCUUGAACAUGAAAUGAGAGUUAAGGCCAAGGUGGAUCGCGAAAAUCGUGAUAUCAAUUUGGAACAGAUUCGUUUGAAGGCCCAAGAACAACGUACAACUAUUUUGGAGGGUAUCAAGACUGCCGGUACAGUCAUUGGUACUGGUGUUGAAGCCAUGCUAACAGAUUGGGAUAAGGUUUUGACCGCAGCCGGAGGCCUCUCAUUGUUGGCUCUUGGUGUUUAUGCCGCCAAGGGUGCCACAGGUGUGACAUCACGUUACAUUGAAUCUCGCAUUGGCAAGCCAACCUUGGUAGGAGAAACAUCCCGUUUUGCCAUUUUGGAUGCUGUACAACAUCCCAUUAAAUAUGUCAAGAAACUUAAAUCGAAGCCGGCAGAUGCCUUGCAAGGUGUUGUUCUGAACCCUAAGCUAGAGGAACGUUUGAGAGAUGUGGCUAUUGCCACGAAAAAUACUCGCAUUAAUCGCGGUAUGUAUCGUAAUAUCCUGAUGCAUGGUCCCCCCGGUACUGGUAAGACUAUGUUUGCCAAAAAACUUGCCGAACAUUCCGGUAUGGAUUAUGCUAUCAUGACUGGUGGCGAUGUUGCUCCCAUGGGCAAGGAAGCCGUUACUGCUAUACACAAGGUGUUCGAUUGGUCUCAGACCAGCCGUCGCGGUUUGCUGUUGUUCGUGGACGAAGCUGAUGCCUUCUUGCGUAAACGUUCCUCGGAACAUAUUUCGGAAGAUUUGAGAGCUGCUCUUAAUGCCUUCCUGUAUCGUACAUCUGAACAAAAUUCCAAAUUUAUGUUGGUAUUGGCUUCGAACACACCCGAACAAUUCGAUUAUGCCAUUAACGAUCGUUUGGAUGAGAUGGUGGAAUUCACCCUACCCGGUUUGGAGGAACGUGAACGUCUGUUGCGUCUGUAUUUCGAUAAAUAUGUUUUGCAACCAGCAGCCGAAGGAGCCAAGCGCUUCAAAUUGGAGCAAUUCGAUUAUGGUGCAGCUUGUUCGAAAAUGGCUAAAAUGUGCGAGGGCAUGUCUGGUCGUGAAAUUUCCAAAUUGGGUGUAUCCUGGCAGGCUGCUGUAUACGCCUCCGAAGAUGGUGUUUUGACCGAGAAGAUGGUUUUGGAUAGAGCGGAAGCCGCUGCCCAACAACACAAACAGAAGAUGGCCUGGUUAUCGGAACAAGAACGUUUAGAUCAUAAAUCUAUCACAGGUGGAAAGACGAAUUAGAGUUAAGUUGAGAUCUUCAUUCAUUUACUACUAUUUAGUUAGUACUAUAUCACUAACAUUACAACAA